AUGACAGACCACAAAGGCAUGAACUUCUCAAGCGUUUUGACGUAUACUAUUCUUCACACUGAGUUUAACGAGGACGUGCGCAGCCCAGAAUGCAGCCCAGGUGGUAAUCGGACCAGACUCGCAUACAUGCUCAUCCGACGCGGUACUCAGGUGUGUUGGAAAUUGGGCUGGGAGCUACAGAUACAACUUUGCCACUGA
This is a messenger RNA of Penicillium soppii, 198 nucleotides long. RefSeq lists its product as uncharacterized. NCBI's taxonomy places the organism in Eukaryota, Fungi, Ascomycota, Eurotiomycetes, Eurotiales, Aspergillaceae. Bases 1 to 198 code for a protein of 65 amino acids. The transcript has 2 exons. The record is from RefSeq and is a predicted model, not a curated record.